Molecule: messenger RNA, 2198 nt
Organism: Eublepharis macularius
Lineage: Eukaryota; Metazoa; Chordata; Lepidosauria; Squamata; Eublepharidae
Gene: CCS
Product: copper chaperone for superoxide dismutase
Exons: 8
Coding region: 108-935 (275 amino acids)
Biological process (GO): removal of superoxide radicals
Molecular function (GO): copper ion binding
Source: RefSeq, a predicted model, not a curated record
AGGUCGUAGAACUGGUUCAGGCAAAACCGACCUGCUAACACUGUGUGCUGUGUUCAAAUGAGUCCGGGUGGGAAAUAUUUCCAUUAACGAAAGGAGGGUGUUACGAAAUGGAGGCAGCCUCUGGAGGGGGCGGAAUAAGCUGUCGGCUGGAGUUUGCUGUCCAGAUGACCUGCCAGAAUUGUGUGGAGGCUGUUCAAGCAGCUCUCCAAGAAGUACCAGGUGUACAGGUGCUUGAUGUCAAUCUAGAUUCACAGAGUGUGCUACUAGAGACCAAUCUCCAAACUGAGAAGGUCCAGAGCCUUUUGGAAAGCACAGGACGCAAGGCUGUGCUAAAAGGAAUGGGGGGCACUGUGCCACAACCAUUUGGCAAUGCAGCUGUGGCUAUGGUGUCUGGCCCUGGACUGGUGCAGGGUGUGGUGAGGUUUUUGCAGGUCUCUGAAGAGAAAUGCCUUAUUGAUGGCACCAUUGAUGGUCUGGAGUUUGGCCCACAUGGCCUGCAUGUUCACGAGUUUGGGGAUAUCUCUGGUUUCUGUGACAGCUGUGGGGACCACUUCAACCCUGAUGGGGAGUGCCAUGGGGGCCCACAGGACCUGCACAGGCAUGCCGGGGAUCUUGGAAAUAUCCUGGCUGCUGCUGAUGGAAGGGCUUCCUUCAGGAUGGAAGACAACCGAUUGAAGGUCUAUGACAUCAUUGGGCGCUCUUUGGUAGUAGACGCAGGAGAGGAUGACUUGGGCCGUGGAAGCCAUCCACUCUCAAAAGUCACGGGCAAUUCAGGCGAGAGAGUGGCCUGUGGAAUCAUUGCACGCUCUGCUGGCCUCUUCAAGAACCCCAAGAAAAUAUGUACCUGUGAUGGAGUGACGAUAUGGGAAGAACGGGAACGGUCAGCAGCCGGGCCAGGAAGGAGGGCUGCCAGCCAGCCAACCCCUCAUCUUUAGGAUAUCUCACUCAUCCUGCACCAUCUCUGCUGCCAGUUGUCUGUCUUCUUGGCCUACGACUCUUUAUGGCUCUUGCACUGAAGGGGUUGAUCUGUGGCUAGCCACCACAAUACAAGGCCUAGAAACCUUGACAACAAUCUUCUCCUUGCAGUGAUGUGGGUGGGGUGGGUAUAUUUUUGACAGGCUGGCCUUGUUCACAAGUGGAGGAGAUUGGAUAGUACCUCAGUGUGAACUUUGCUCCAUCUAAAAACAUUCCAAGAGAAGCAUUUGCCCUCUGGGUGGAGGCUCCUGCACUCAAAUGUUUUGGCCUUGCCCUGUUGAGCUUACUUCUCUUUCCCCGCUGUUGUUGCUCAACCAUCUUUCCCUGAUCUCUGUCCUUUCCCUGGCCCUCUCACACAUUAUUAAAAGGGUUGGCUCUUGUUCUUCAUGACUACCUGUGGCAGGUGGAAAUGGUGCAUCUUUAUGAAGGUGCAAAAAGGCCAAAACUUAGCCUGUUGGAUAGCUACUGGUCAUGCAACUUUGAAAAGCCAAGUAGCCUACCUUGGGGAGGUGGUGGUGGAGAGGAGGUGGCAUCUUGAAAAGGCCCCCUUGUUGUGGAGAGAAUGUCUCAGCUGUUUAAUCUGUCCUUUGAUUUAGGAAAAUUUGCAGGUAGUGGCUAUGCCAGUUCAUGGAAAAUUGUUACCUUUCAGUGAGUAAACGCUUACUAGUGCCAUCAUGGGUGUGUUUAAAUAAUGUUAAACGCUGAGUAUUGUAUGAAAGUGCCUUAAUUUUAGACAUGAUUGCACGAUUCCUUUUUUGAAACAUUGUCUUAGUCUUCCCUGAUGUGGCACAAUGGUAGGGCUUCAGGAGAGGAUGCCAUUCCAGUCUUACAGGAGGGCAACUCACAGUGAUCCUGCGUAUGAAGCUACCUUCAUAAACAUAAAUGACUUGUUUGGCCACAUACUUGCAAUCAGAAAAGUUAAGCUGAUCAGCUUUCUCCCACUGUCAGUGCAUGCUGAUAGAUAAAGCAGGGAAUUAUAAACCAAGACAGAAAUUACCUAUAUGCAAUGGGUUGCUUAUUCUGGAUUGAUAGAUUAAAUGCAAAAUUCAAGGAUGUUAUUGUCUGGGAUUAGAGGAGGAAUUAUGGAAACAGCGGUAGUGGUACUCUGCUUCUUUCCUUGUUGGGCCAAGGGAAUGUUUAGAGAGAAUUCUCAGGUGUGCAUUUGUUAGACCUGUUCCUUGUGUUCUUAAAUCAACCAUUAAAUUUUACAUCCUUACACACAA